This is a messenger RNA of Scatophagus argus, 1732 nucleotides long. RefSeq names its product GRB2-related adapter protein 2-like. Lineage: Eukaryota; Metazoa; Chordata; Actinopteri; Scatophagidae. Gene Ontology annotation, molecular function: protein binding. The coding region runs from base 106 to 804 and encodes 232 amino acids. The transcript is spliced from 7 exons. The record is from RefSeq and is a predicted model, not a curated record.
AGUCUGUCUCAGUGGCAGCUGCAGUCUGACUGCUUCCUGUCAGCCCACUUGUCUCUGUAAGCUGUGCAGUCUCACCUCUGAACGACACGUACAUGGUACUUUACCAUGGAGGCUACAGCAAAGUAUGACUUUAAAGCCACAGCUGAUGGUGAACUGAGCUUCGCGAAGGGAAAGCGACUAAAGAUUCUGACUACCACUGGAAACUGGUACAGAGCAGAACUCAACGGGGCUGAGGGGUUUGUACCACAAAACUUCAUCGACAUUCAUCUGCCCAGCUGGUACCAGGAGGACUUGAGUCGCAGUGACGCCCAGGAGAAACUGAUGUCUCAGCCUGUGGGGGCCUUCCUCGUACGAGGCAGCAGAAAAGCAGCCCAUGGUGACUUCUCCAUCUCUGUCAGAUAUGCAGCAGGCGUGCAGCACUUCAAGGUGAUGCGGGACAGCAGAGGGCAGUAUUAUCUGUGGUCGGAAAGGUUCCCCUCUCUCAACCAGCUGGUGGAACAUUACAAACACAACUCCAUCUCCAACCAGAGUCAGAUAUUCCUGCAAGAAAUGCAAGAACAGCAAAGAGAAGACUCAGAUAGCUCAUCUCCUCCCCCGACUCGUCCUCUCUCAGGCUGCCCACAGACAUCUACACCACAACAGGUCAGAGCUCUGUACAGUUUCCAGGCUGAAGAGACGGACGAGCUGGAGUUCAACGCCAGUGAUAUCAUCGAGGUCGUGGACUGCUCCAACCAGGCCUGGUGGACAGGCCGGCUGAGGGGCAAAACCGGCCUGUUUCCCUCCAACUACACUAAACCCAUCUGAGAGCAACACACACAGUCAAAACCAUGGCUUCACAGGAACCAAAGGUUAAUUUCUGCAGCUUCACUCUAAUUAUAGCCUAAGCUGGCAGCAAAACUCUCAGUGUCUUGUGACAGAAAGUGUGAGCUGUCUGGAACGAGUAUGAAGACAAACCUGUUAGUUUAGGCACACACACACACACACACACACACACACAGUGUUCAAGGGUUUUCUGUUUCCACUGUUGUCUUUAUUAGUAUAUAUAUUUUUUAAAUAUCACAUGAAGGGUGCAGCAUGAGGUCACUAGUAUGACAUGAGGUAACAGUCCUUCACAGAUCCAUGUAAUAUUAAUGUACUUUAGGAACUUGAAGUAGUUGCUGAUUGCUCAUAAACAGAAGUGAACUAAAAAAAACAAAACUGAAUUCUGCUCUACACCAUUGAGACGAUUUGUUUGUGCUGUGAUCAUUAACUGUAAAUAAAGAUUAAUGAACAUGAGAGCUAGCCAUAAGUGACGCCAAAAUAUCUUGAUCAUAAACCCCUCCCCCUCCAUGUUAACAGAUGGGACAUGAGCCAAAUUAAAACUCCAAAGUACACACUAAAUAAGUUUUUCCCAGAGAUGUUUUUUUGUGAUUUUACAUUGUUCUUACGCUGAUACACACUCAGGUGUUCAUUUCUCUGAUAAGUUUGGUUUUAAUUAGUUAUCUGAUGCUAUAAAAUGCUGGUGAGACGUCAUGACGGACAGCUGGACGCUGCUCUUGCUUGGGUCAUUUGGGUUUGCUUUUGUACAACAGAGAUAAGUGGAGACUCAUCGUCCGUUUUUAUAUCAGUGGUUGUGAUUGUGUCAGUGAAGCUAAACAAGUGAAAAUGAGAAGAAGAAGAAGAAUCACUUUAUUAGCAGUAUAUAUAUUUUUAUAUACAUACACUGAAUUUGUAUGCAACACUCAGCAAAUUA